GGCUAGUUAAUAUUCAGCUGGCGAAGUCCCCCAGCACUUGAUGAAUAUUCAUGAGGUGGGCGAGGCCGUCCCCUCACUCCUCCUCCAGCUCCAUGGCGCUCGCGCGGACAUGUUUAUUUCUGAAAGCGGCAGCGCACGCGGCCAUCAUCAUCAUCGUCAUCCUCAUCGUCCUGCAGCUCGGUCUGCGCGUGACAGUCGCUCAGCUCAGUAUGGCAAACAAGAGCGCUUUGCCCACCAAAGAGCGCUCUCUGAAGGGCAGGGAGGAGAAAAUGGUCGUGGCAGCAAAGCAUGCAGCAAAUGGGAACCCCACAGUGGAGCCUUUUCCUGAUGGCAUGGAGAUGAUCAUGUUUGGAAUGGGCUGUUUUUGGGGAGCAGAGAGGCGCUUCUGGAGGAUUCCUGGUGUGUUCUCUACUCAAGUGGGCUACUCUGGGGGCUUCACACCUAACCCUACCUACCAUGAAGUGUGUUCAGGUUUAACAGGGCACACGGAAGUAGUGCGAGUGGUCUUCUCUCCUAAAGACGUCAGCUUAGAGAAACUUCUCAAAGUCUUCUGGGAAAGCCAUAACCCCACUCAAGGAAUGGCACAGGGGGAUGAUCAUGGCACGCAGUAUCGUUCUGCCAUCUACACCUACAGCCCAGAACAGCAAGAGCUGGCCGUGAGAAGCAAGCAUGUGUACCAGGAGGCUCUACAUAAGAAAGGCCUGGGUGAGAUCACCACCGAGAUCCGAGAGCAGGCUGAAUUUUACUAUGCUGAAGACUAUCACCAGCAAUACCUGCACAAGGUGCCUAAAGGAUACUGUGGCUUAAAGGGCACCGGUGUCACAUGCUCUAUCAGAGGAGAGAAAGAUGAACUCUGACUCGGGGCACACAGACAUUUUUCUGCUAUUUAAAGGAAUACUUCACCUGAAAAAGUAUUAUGUUGAUUCACUCUCAUGUUGUUCCAAACAUAAAUGAAUUUCUAAGAAAUUCUUUCUAAUAUUCUUCUGCAUUAACUAAAAUGAAACCCAUAACAAAGUUUUUUCAUUACUUUAAAUAAAAUGAACUGGAAAUGUAAUUAAAUAGAAUGUUGUUGUUGUUUUUCAGGUAGGCAACAUUUCUUGUUUUUGUUUAGUUUAACUUGAAGUACUUAAAUAACUAAAAAUAAAUAAUAUAAUUUUAACAGACAUUCUAAAAAGAACAAAUACGCAUUAAAUUGUUACAACUUUAAGAAUAAAAUAAAACAAAUUCAAAGUAUUAGCAAUAUAUAUAUAUGUAAGUAUGUAUAUACGUAUAUGUAUGUAUAUACGUAUAUGCGUCCUUGCUCUUUUUCAUGCAGUUACUAUAAAUGUGCGCUUUAAAAAACGAGGUCCCUUUUUCUUACCCAAAAAAACCGUAUGACUUGAAAAGAAUAUAACACACAAGUCAACUGGAUUUCACUGUAAGCUUUGUUUGGGUGAUUUACUUCUUUAACAGGGGAGUGGUGUGUUAUGCAAGUGUCUUAUUUGAUCCAUGUAGAAAAAGACACAUGUGUAUGUUUGUACAAACUGUGUAUUAAAAAUAUUUUUCUGACAAAAUGUAAGUCUGUGGAACAAGUUGGGCUCUUAAAGCCAACAGUAACCUUCUGCCAGUGAUAUUUCCACAAGCUAAAUCUGUCACACUGUCUGCUCUAGAGCAUCUGCUGUGUGGCUGCCUUAUGCUCCGGCCAAUCUCUGAUCUCUGUGGGCAUUACAGUACAGUACUGCAGCAUUAAUACAUCAACCCCUGAUUUAAAAUAUAAAUGACCUAUUCUGCCUCAUGCAACAUGAAUAACAGUGCUUGCUUGUACACAAAACUGUUUGUUUAACUCUAUUUUAAAACAAACAAUCAUAUUACACAUUUUAUUUGUGUAAUAAUCAUUCAGUAAAAAUUCUAUAUUUUUUCUUCAUUAAGCCGUCAAGUUGCACCUGUGGUUUCUGUAUACCACUAGGUGGCAGGACAUGUAAACAUAA
This is a messenger RNA of Carassius gibelio (silver crucian carp), 1967 nucleotides long. RefSeq names its product methionine sulfoxide reductase Ab (gene msrab). Gene Ontology annotation, cellular component: cytoplasm. Bases 51 to 857 code for a protein of 268 amino acids. The transcript is spliced from 6 exons. Gene Ontology annotation, molecular function: peptide-methionine (S)-S-oxide reductase activity. Gene Ontology annotation, biological process: cellular response to oxidative stress. NCBI's taxonomy places the organism in Eukaryota, Metazoa, Chordata, Actinopteri, Cypriniformes, Cyprinidae. The record is from RefSeq and is a predicted model, not a curated record.